This is a messenger RNA of Caenorhabditis auriculariae, 4055 nucleotides long. The record is from the annotation of a GenBank genome assembly. NCBI's taxonomy places the organism in Eukaryota, Metazoa, Nematoda, Chromadorea, Rhabditida, Rhabditidae.
AUGGUAUGGGUGACUCCCGAAUACUUGCUACUAGCCCAGCCAUUUUGGUAAGCUUUUCCGAUUUUUUCUUCAGAAAUGAGGUCUUUCAGGACUUGCGAGCUCUCCAACAAGUACUUCAAAUUGCAACGGAGAAAAGGACACGGAACUCGGGGAUUUUCUUCUUUGUUGGUUGCGACGAUUGAUUCAGUCUUCGACACAAGACCGCCGCCAUAUCGACUGAUUUACGACUUCGAUGAUGAAGAUCUUCAUGUUUCCAUUUGUAAUUUUCAGAGUAAAACAUAGAUUAAAUUAUUAAAUUUUAGUGUUGGCAGUAGCUGUUGAGAAGAAGGAAAUAAACGAACACUGGCGAUGGAUCGAGCAGAAUAUAAUGCCUGCUUCAGGUGAGUAUCACAGAAAAAGACCUGAAAAGGAACUUUUUUAGUGCCAUUUCAGUUACCAAAAUUUUUUUCAAGGAAUUUAGAGGUUCAGAAAAAGAAGGCGUAGAAUUUUUGAAAAAAAUGAAUUUCUUUUUUUGAAAAAAAUAUUUCUUUUUUUGAAAAAAAUAGAAUUUUUGAAAAAAAUAAAUUUCUUAAUAAGCGGAAAAAGAUUCUUAUUGAAAAAAAGAUCAGCAUUUUUUUAGCCACAGAAUGAACUUUAUUUUCCGAAUGCUGUAAGGAUUUUAAUAGAAAAAUAACCGUACUUUCUGGGUAUUUUCUGUGGCCAAAAAAAUUUCAAGGAAAUAGACAAUAAAGAAAAAAAUAAAUUCGCGGGUAAAACCGUCCCUACAAAGCCGAGAAAUUCACCUAUUCUUGACAGAUUUUAUGAAAAAAAGUACCUUAUUAGUGUCUUUUUCUGGGCUUUUUCUGUUGAAAAAAAGUCUCUUCAAAUGAAUAAAAAGGAUAAGAAAAAGGCCUGUUUUUCAGUCGAAAAAUCAUUAUUUUCAUUUUUAUUUUUAAGUAAUUCAGAUGAAUGUGCUUUUUACGACUUUAUUCUUCCUUAUAUGGGUCUCAAAGGCAUUGAAAAAGCUCAGAGUUCAAAAAAUGCUUAGAAGUGGUCCCUAGAGGAGUGAAGAUAGCUUUAGGUGCUUAUAGGUCAGGACCCCUAUAGUGUAACCCCUAUAGUGACUACCUCAAUUUUAGUCCUGUAGGGAGCACUGUUUUUACCCCUUUAGGGGCUGCUUUUUCCACAAUCUCUAGGGGCCACUCGGGCGUUUUUCAGUUUCUAAGUGAAAAGCAAUAAUUUUAACUUUUCCAGUGGAUUCAAUACAAUCGGAAAAGGAGAUCCGUCGCUUCGUAAUUUGCAAAAUUUCGGCCCUCGUUUCUCCAAACGAAGAAUUCGUUGCCCCGUAUAAUGGUAUAUUCAGUAUUUUUCAAAAUCAAUAUUUUUUUAUUGGUUUCCAGAAGACCUGGAUUCCGUUUCGACGAGGUCUUGUCUCGAAAAAUUCCAUAAGAUUUUCUCGAUUCCGCCAGAUGAGAAGCUUGUCAAUUGUGAGUUUACAUCUUUUAUUCCGUUUUUUUUUCGAUUUUCAAAUUAUUCACAAGCUUCCGAAAAAUCUGAAAAUUUUCAAUCGUAUUGCUUAUGAGUUUGAAAAAAACCAUUUUUACCAAUUUUUAAAGAUCCCUCUUUUUUAUCUGAGAAAAUACCGCUCUCUCUUAAUUUAGCAAAAAAAGUUCAGUACUGAGUUUUUUUCUAAUUUAUAAUUUUCAUCAAAAUAAAUUGCAGUAUAUGUUUCAUUUUCGUAAAAAUUUUGCAGAGUUCUGUACGAAAUUCGCAAAAUAAGCGGUUUCCAAAUUUACGACGCAGUUAGAAAGUUCCCCUAUAAGGACCACCUUACCAUUCUCUAUAGGACCCACUAAAGCUUCCAAAAGUGGUCACUUCAGAGUUUUACUUAGUGGCCACUCUAGCGGAGCACAUUAGUGCUUCUAAUACAUGUUUUAAUACCUAUUUUUGGUUAUUGAAUCUAAACAAAAAAAUUAAAAGGCCCCUAGAGGGACCACUUAAGAUUUAGGGGCUUAAGGAUAGGAUCCGAAACACAUGUAGAAAACAUCUAAAUUUUAGCCCUCUUCCGUCCACUUUAGGGGUUUUUUCCCUAACCCCUCUAGGAACCACUCUGGCUCUUUUAAGAGGAAGUCACUUCAAAAAUCAUUAUUUAAGAUUACAAAUGCUGUUACUGGAAAGGUCGGGUGCCGAAUCAAGGCGACAUGUUUCUCUCAGUGAAUUUCGUCUGUUUUUACUCUUUUUUGGUGGGAAACGAGACGAAAAUCAAGCUCAAAUGGACCGAUAUUGUGGUGAAUUCAUGAAUUCUUGUUGCAGUUUUCCAAAUUAUAAUGAUUUUCAGAAGCUAGAAAGGAAAUCUUCCGUUCUUUUCCCCCAAAACUUGGAAAUCGUCACCCGGGAAAACGUGAAACACACGUUUUCCAUGUUUCUCAACUUUGACGAAACCUUCAAAUUGGCGUCGCAACUGGCCAAUUUCGCCAUGAAACAGUGAGUUGCGGGAGAUAUUUUAGGAAAAUUUGACGAGGGGCAAAAGGAGUAGUAGGUAUUUAUUAAAAGAAAAUAAAGUAGAAUUUAGACCCCGAAUAUAUUUUUUUAAUUUCGCGCUUUGGAGCUUUACCAAAAGAAAAUUCUGGGAAAUUCAGUUUUUUUGGUUGAAAAAAACGAAAUUUCUGAGUAGCAGAAGAACGAAUAGAAGUACCUAUUGAAGAAAAAGCAGAAUUCAGAUUUUGAUUUUUUUAAAAUUAUUUUUCAUCCUUAAAAUUCUUUUUUUCUUUCUGUUAGAAUUCCUAUUCUGCUCUUCUAUUAAACAAAUGUUUUUGAAAACGUCUAAAAUCAAGUUUUGAAACAUUGAAUUUUGGUAGCCAAUCUCGAAAAAAACUCAUGGCAGAAAUUGAUAUUACGAAGUAGCAAAAGAAGAAUAGAAGUACUUAUUGAAGAAAAAGAAAAAAACAAAAUUCUGAUUCUUAAUCUUUUUAUUGGUAUAGUCAAUGUUUCCCGACUUGAAAGGCAAAGGAGGCGGGGCAAGGGGCAGGGACGCGUAGUGUGUGCGUACGCGGUUCUUGGCACGAGUUCAAUUCAAUUGUCGCCGACUAUCUAAAAAGCUCGGCAACCGCUCUUUUUCAAUGUUUUCUACUAAUUUUUGAUGCACACAUGAACAUUUAUUUGAUUUAUCUCAUAGCACUCAAGUAAUGUCAUGGAGAUUUUAUUUUUAUAAUAAUUAGCACCUGCGAUAAGAAUGAAAAAAAGCUUCAAAAAGUUAUUUUUUUCUGUAUAAGAAGUGAAUGAAAGACAGGACACAAAUGGUUGUCCAUAUUCACAAUAUUUACAAGGGAGGUUAUUUCGCUUUGCGGUUUUUGAUUCGUUACAAAUUUCCUCAAACAAUCUUGGAAUGUAGAGAUAAAGAAUCCCGAUCCCGCAAACUUCUAGUUUUUGAAAUAUCAUCUUUCAAAUUUGCAAAAUGACAUUCCGAAAUUUAAAAAUUAUCAUCUCGAAAUGUAGAAUUUGAGCCGGGUGGCGACUAUGAGAAGUCUUUGUUUCAACCUUCAAGAUUUUGUAGAAAAAGAAAAUGACCUCAUAAUUUGCCUUGUAGAGAGAAAAAAUGUUGAGGUUGGACCACGGGGAAAUUAGGAGGAUAAGUAGGAGAUCUCACUGGGUAUCUUUGAGAUUUCAUUAGUGACAAGAAUUAUGGAAAGGCAAAGAGGACUUUAAAGAACAGUUUAUAGAAAAGGUUGUUCUCAGUGACUUGCUGGUUUUUCUAUUGAUAAAUAGAUUUUUUGAUGGCCUUAUCAGUUCAUAACUUCGAAUUGGUUAAGAUUGAUCGAAGAGGAAGGAUUCUGCGAAGAUCCGGCCCUCCGUCGAAAAAUGCUGAUGGAAAGCGAGCAACGGCGGGCCAAAAAAACGAGCGCUUCGUUUUUGAAACGCGACUUGGAUGCUCGACAGAGGAGCGACAUCUACAGGUGCGUUCAUUAUUUUUGAAAAUCUGGAGAAAAUGAAGGAUUCUGAUGAAUUCACUCUUACUAUAAAGCUGUUGGUCGCGACUUGAAACGGCUCAUCCAAAAGGGCAUAAGAAAGCGGCGUAA